Musca domestica (house fly) is the source of this 1314-nucleotide messenger RNA. Its product is annotated as peptidoglycan-recognition protein LF-like. The record is from RefSeq and is a predicted model, not a curated record. Gene Ontology annotation, molecular function: zinc ion binding; N-acetylmuramoyl-L-alanine amidase activity. NCBI's taxonomy places the organism in Eukaryota, Metazoa, Arthropoda, Insecta, Diptera, Muscidae. Gene Ontology annotation, biological process: peptidoglycan catabolic process.
GCAAAUGUAGUGAUAAUGUUAUCACUUUUACCUCGUCGAGUUUUCCUAUAUAAACGAGGCGAAACGGCGACAACCAGCAGUUCGACAAUCAUAACAAUGGUUUCCAAAACUUUAUUCGGUCUCUUGGCCGUUCUCUUCUGUGCCCAAGCCGUUUUUGGCAUCACUAUUAUCUCGAAAGCGGAAUGGGGUGGUGCUCCUGCCACCAGUAAAACAACCUUGUCCAAUGGCUUGCAAUAUGCCGUCAUCCAUCAUACAGAGGGUGCCGCUUGUUCCGACAAGGCUUCCUGCAGCCAACAAAUGAGAAAUGUUCACACUUUGGGAUGGCCUGAUAUUGGUUACAACUUCUUGAUUGGUGGUGAUGGCAACAUCUAUGAGGGUCGUGGCUGGAAUGUUGUGGGUGCUCACGCUUCUAACUGGAAUUCCAAGUCACUUGGCAUCUCCUUCAUUGGCAACUAUCACAAUUACAAACCCAGUGCUGCCCAAAUCAAUGCUGCCAAAAAUCUGUUGGCUGCUGCUGUUUCUCGUGGUCAUAUCGUGUCCGGCUAUGUUUUGUACGGCCAUCGUCAAGUCGGAGCCACCGAUUGUCCCGGCACUCACUUGUGGAAUGAAAUCAAGACCUGGGCUCACUGGAAGGCUACACUGCGAAACGAUGACAUAUCCAUCAGUUCAUUUGAAUCGACAAGCCUAGCAAUGGUCUCCAAAUCUUUAUUCGGUCUUCUGGCCGUUCUUUUCUGUGCCCAAGCCGUGUUCGGUAUCACUAUUAUCUCCAAAGCGGAAUGGGGUGGUGCUCCCGCCACCAGUAAAACAACCUUGUCCAAUAACUUGCAAUAUGCUGUCAUCCAUCAUACCGAGGGUGCCGCUUGCUCGGACAGGGCUUCAUGCAGCCAACAAAUGAGAAAUGUUCAACACUACCACCAAAAAACUUUGGGAUGGCCUGAUAUUGGCUACAACUUUUUGAUUGGUGGUGAUGGCAACAUCUAUGAGGGUCGUGGCUGGAAUGUUGUGGGUGCCCACGCUGUUAACUGGAACUCCAAGUCACUUGGCAUCUCCUUCAUUGGUAACUAUCACAAUUACAAACCCAGUGCAGCCCAAAUCAAUGCUGCCAAAAAUCUAUUGGCCGCUGCUGUUUCUCGUGGCCAAAUUGUGUCCGGCUAUGUUUUGUACGGUCAUCGUCAAGUCGGAUCCACCGAUUGUCCCGGCACCCACUUGUGGAAUGAAAUCAAGACCUGGGCUCACUGGAAGGCAUAAGUUUCCAUUUUGAAAAUUGUAUUAUUUGCAGCAGUAAACAAAUAAAUUGAAAAUAUUCUGGCUAAU